Messenger RNA from Rhizophagus irregularis DAOM 181602=DAOM 197198, 1263 nucleotides. NCBI's taxonomy places the organism in Eukaryota, Fungi, Glomeromycota, Glomeromycetes, Glomerales, Glomeraceae. The record is from RefSeq and is a predicted model, not a curated record.
UCCACUUUGUUCAUCCGUAAAUGUUAUAAAGAUCUGUAUAAAAUGAUUUCUAAGAAUAACCAUGUCCGUCGUUGGCGUAUUACCGGCAAUCCGGGAAUUGGAAAAACCUUCUUCGGUUUUUACCUACUUUAUUUCCUUGCAAAACAACGUAAAACAGUUGUAUAUCACAAACUCAAAAAGCCUCCAAUGCUCUUCAGCGAAAAUGGUGUUUUUAGUUACCCCGAAGAUAAUAUUCACGCGUUAAAAAGAUACUUGGCAAAUGAAGAAGUUUGGUAUAUCGUGGACGGUAGGGAACCGAUGGAAUAUGUCGCCAAGACAAUUCUUAUCUGUUCGCCUCAGAAGAGUCAUUAUAGUCAAUUUGAUAAGCUUGGAGUAACUAUUCGGUACAUGCCGGUAUGGUCUUGGGCAGAGAUUGAUCUAUGUAGGGGUAUACUUUUCCGUAAUCUUACUCAAGAACAUGUUCGGGAAUUAUACAAUAAAUGGGGCGGAAUUCCUCGAUAUACCUUAUUUUAUGCUCUUAAUGAUGGUCAGCAAGCUUUUCUUCAAAUGGCGAUUAACUCAGUUAAUGAUAAAAUAUUAAAUUUUAUUGGUGAAACGACAGAUGACAAUAAUUCUAGUCACAAAAUCGUCCAUAUCCGCACGAAUGUAGAAGAAAAUGAAGAAGAGGAAGAAGGAGAGGAAGAAGAAGGAGAGGAAGUAGAAGAAGAGGAAGAAGUAGUUGGAGAAAUUACAAGGAAUCAAUUGCAGAAUUUCGUGGAAGCUAGCUCGUCACUAAAUGAUUACGCUACACUUCGGGGUACUAUAUCUGAGCGGAUCGCUCACAGAAAGUUACUAGAAGGAGGAUCAUUUAGGACUCGUCCUUUAUUUGCAACGACUGUCUCUUGUUUCGGGAUGAAUAACUCCAAACUACCAAUACCCAAAUGGGACAAAUUGGUUUUCAGUACAGUUGAUGAGGUUGUUCCUAACAGGUACUGUAUUCCAACUCAAAAGAACAACGCGUCCUUUGAUGCGUUUGUUCUUCCCGACACGUUCUUCCAGAUGACUGUUGCUGAAAGUCAUCCUAUCAUCAAGCAUGGGCUGGAAAAAUAUGUUAAUAAGGCCGAUAAUUCAGAUAUCAAAUUCUAUUUUGUUUUACCGAAGGAAGUGUAUAAUUCCUACCAAGAACAAGCUUUACACACCACAAAGAGAACUGUUCUUAAGAAAGUACCACCUUGGGUUAAUCGUAUCAAACAAUAUGCUCUGGAAAUUGAACUGAAGUUAUAG